Molecule: messenger RNA, 4136 nt
Organism: Leucoraja erinaceus (little skate)
Lineage: Eukaryota; Metazoa; Chordata; Chondrichthyes; Rajiformes; Rajidae
Product: ras-related protein M-Ras
Exons: 6
Coding region: 290-916 (208 amino acids)
Biological process (GO): signal transduction
Cellular component (GO): plasma membrane
Molecular function (GO): GTPase activity; GDP binding; GTP binding
Source: RefSeq, a predicted model, not a curated record
AAAGAGAGAGAGAGAGAGAGAGUGUGAGUGCACAUUUGGGUGAGAGCAGCGCAUUGUGAAUCAGAUCACAGCAGCGUCCGUCCACACGCAGCUCUGACAGUGAAACCAGGAACUAGCGGCGGGCUGACGUCCGUGUGUGUGUGUGUGUGUGUCGGAGCCUCUUGUGUUUCGGGAGCCGGGGCGAUGCCGCUGCUGCCGCCGCUUGGCUGAAACCCGAGGGAGGACGAGCAGAGGGAGAGGGAGAGGGUGAGAGCAGAGCGCCCACCGCCAGCUCUUGUGAAAUUGUGCGAUGGCAGCGAGUGCAUUACCAAGUGACAAUCUCCCCACGUACAAACUUGUGGUGGUCGGGGACGGUGGUGUUGGGAAAAGCGCGCUCACCAUCCAGUUCUUCCAGAAGAUUUUUGUGCCGGAUUAUGACCCAACAAUUGAAGACUCUUACUUGAAACAUACAGAAAUCGACGGCCAAUGGGCAAUUCUAGAUGUGCUGGACACCGCUGGUCAAGAGGAAUUCAGUGCGAUGAGAGAGCAAUACAUGAGGACAGGAGAUGGGUUUCUCAUAGUCUAUUCAGUCACGGACAAGGCCAGCUUUGAACAUGUGGACAGGUUUCACCAGCUCAUCCUUCGAGUCAAAGACAGGGAGUCUUUCCCCAUGAUCCUGGUGGCCAACAAGGUUGACUUAAUGCACUUGCAGAAGGUCACAAGCGACCAAGGAAGAGAGAUGGCAGCCAAAUACAAUAUACCUUACAUCGAGACUAGUGCUAAGGAUCCACCUCUGAAUGUCGACAAAGCUUUUCAUGAUCUUGUCAGAGUCAUAAGGCAACAAAUACCGGAGAAGAGCCAGAAAAAGAAAAAGAAAACAAAAUGGCGUGGGGACAGAACAGCUGGUUCAAACAAACUGCAGUGCUCAGUCAUGUGAGCAGCCUCUCGCCUACUUGAAAGCUGCUAUUGUUCGACCUGAAAGCACAUCGCAACCAGUGCUAAGUUAUGUACCGCCUGUCUGUGUCACAAGGACAUUUGAGCCUGUGCACAGUCGCCAGUGUUAUUUAUAGUAUGAGAGAGCAUUCUUCCCUCCGGAGCAGAUUUGCACACUUGAUUACAGCGACCAAUCUUGUGAAAUGCAAAGUCCCUGUUCAGCACCUCACCGGACUCCAGUGGAACUGAACUUGGAAGCAAAGCCACUUUGAAGAAAAGACUUGUUUUGUUUUUGUGUUGUUUUGUUUCCUUUCACUUUCGAGCCAUGUAUCGGACUAAGUAGCUCCACCAGGCUGAGUUACUGUGCAUCUAUGCUCGUGAGCAGUGUGCGGCACCUUGACUUCUUUAACUGAGACACGGGGCAGUGUCGUGGAAACGAGGAGUAAGGGGAGACUGGGAUGUGAAUGAGAGAAUUAAAUCCAUUGUUAGCUGCCUCCUGGAGAUUGCAUCCAAAUCGACGUGAAACAACUUUGUUGGCCACAAAAUGAACGACUGUAGUUCCUUUUAUAUAUACACACACAUACAUGCACACUUGAAUGUAUAAAGACGGCAUUGUAAAGAGUUUGGCCACACAAGGGUCCACUGUCUUCAACCAGCUACACCUGGGGGAGACCCUCAAAGAGGUGGAAUAAAAGUGGCUUUUCCUUUUAGCAAUGGUUACAUUAUCUGCACUUUUGUUAGGGUUUCAUACCUAUUUUAUAUGUGCGUUCUCUGUUAAACCUGUACUGCAACUGUGUUUUUUUUUUAAGUCAGUGUUUGGGUAAAUGGCACCUUCUUUUUCUUGUACCAUGCAUGCAAAAAGAGACGUUUCUAACUGAUCAGAAAAGGAAAUUCUCUCCCCCUUCCCAGUGCAGGAAAUAAAAAUCGUCGUUGUCAUGUCAGGCUCAGCAAGCCAUUGCCCUGUCCAUGAUGAACAAAGUCAAACUAAGUUUGAGAAUAGGCAAGGUGGAUGUGGCUCUACUCAUUAGAGCACAGCAUGACUGGAGUACACUUCCAAUUGUUUGAGUUCAACUUUCAGUUCUGCCUUUUCUUUGCAUUGCAAAUAUUGGGAACUUGAUCGUUCUUAACGUCAGCAGGGGAUGUCCUGUUGGAUUGAUGGCAGGAAAUGCGCAUUGAACCAGCUACCCAGCUAACUCUCUCUUUAUAUGACGUUUGUAAUCGCUGAUUAAACCUUUGGCUGUUUUCCUUCCGGAGUUCACAUUCCAAUCAGAUCCUUUUGGAUUGAUCAUUUUAUGCAGUGAAUGUUUGCUGAUCUUUUUUCUAUUACCAUUGGAAGUGACUCCAGGGUCUUGUCCGGGUUAGUAACAACAUGCGAUGUCUUGUGAGAAGAGCUGUAUCAGUUUUUUCCCUGGGGCUGGAAACAUUCCAGAGAUGCCCAACCUUUUUACCCUUGAAGCCAUUGAUUGUGAAGCCAUGUAAUUGCGAUUGAACUGCUACAGGCAGGAAUAGAAUCACAAGCAAAGUGUGUAGGAGGGAACUGCAGGUGCUGGUUUACACCAAAGAUGGACAAAUGUUGGAGUAACUCAGGCAUCUCUGGAGAGAAGGAAUGGGUGACGUUUCAGAUGGAGACCCUUCAUGUUCCGUCACUGGGGCCCAGUUACAAAACAGCCUUGAAGCCAAGGGUUCUACCGCUCGAAUGCUGGGAGCAUUAACAUUGCUGUUGACUAACUCUGGGUGAAUUGAUUUCAGCUGAGGAAUGUUUUCUGUGUCUUGCACGGUAGCUGUUAGAUGAUUGACUGUCAUUGCGUGCCCAUUAAGGAACAAACACUAGUGAGUGAUAAAGACAUUGCAGGAGUGUUUCUGCCAGUGAAGCACUUUAAGUGUAGUUAUUGUGGUGAUGUAGAUUAAGCCAGAGGUCAGUUUAUGCAUGGUGACUUCCUUAAACUGAAAUAAAGAUCUCAUCAAUCCAUUGGUUGGUAAUGAUGAAGGAAAAUGACAUUUAUUUGAACAGUGUAAGGUAUCAUUUAUUUUUCACUAAAAAGGGCUAUCUUUGUUUACUAUCAAAAUGGUGGCAACUCUGGCCUUCACUAUACAGGGUUGUUACCUUAGAUGAUGUGCUCAGGCCAGUGGAGCAGUGUUCUAAGCAGUGACCAUUUGACUGAGGUGGGAGUGAAGUCUAACCAAGGUAGGUACCUCGAUGAAACUUCAAUGACUGGAGACACAACUCAAAUCCGGCCUAGAUUGAUGAGGUAACUUUCAUCUGCCCAUUGACGGGAGUGGGAGGUUCUGACUGAAGUGAAGAUAAACUGCCUCAAACCCUCUCCAUAAGUGUCAGCAUAAAAUGGUCCCUAACUAAGCAGCUUUGCUCUGCACGAUGAUGUGAUUUGGGGCGAGCAUAGCUGUAAACUUUUUUUUUUCUGACAUCAAAGUUGGAGCAGUUUGACUUGGUCCCAGUAACAAAGGUUGGGAACCAAUCACUCAGUCGGUAAGAACCUGUACAGUUGCCACAUAUUCUGUGGCCAAACUGGUUCAAGGCUUGUGACAUUGACACCUGUGUGGGUCAACGUUUUGCCUGCAUCAGAAAAAAUUGUCUACAGAUGUUAUGUAUACAACCAAGCAUUCUUUGCAUUUUCAAAAGCCCACAUGGUUAAUCAGCUGACUUGAACUAAUGGCACCACCCAGUCAUUUGCUGCAGUAUUUUAAUGUAAGUCAGUAUGUGAUGCAAAACAUCUUCAGAAUGCCAACACAGCGCAAUUUGGCAAAUGCGUUUAUGCAUUGGUUGCAAAAUAGUUCAAAGGGAAUUCAUGGGCAAAUUCACAAAAAUAAAUAUUUCUGGUUGAAAUUCAGGACGUAGAGUUUAGCCACUUCAAUAUGUGGUACCAGAGAAGUUAAGGACUUGUCAUUUUGGAAUAUAUUUUAAUUAUACGAUUACCAUCUUGAUGGUAGAGUCUGCAGAAGAUCAGAAUUUUCUUCCUUUGCCCCCCACUACCACGUUCGUUUCUCACAGCAGACUGGUUUGGUGAAAAUUGGUGACAUUUCUGAGUUUACCACAGAACCACGUGAAGGGCAAUGUACAGUGAAUUCAAAUGAUUUCCAGGUUAACUGCUGUACUUAAUAUUAAACUGAACCUUGGAUUUCUUGUGUGUUAAUUUGUAUAAUGUGACCUUGAUUGCAGCAAAAAAAAAAAGUUUUAAACAAGUUUUAAUAAAAUUCUAAGUGGAAAA